Messenger RNA from Myotis brandtii (Brandt's bat), 1418 nucleotides. RefSeq names its product naked cuticle homolog 2 (Drosophila) (gene NKD2). The record is from RefSeq and is a predicted model, not a curated record. Lineage: Eukaryota; Metazoa; Chordata; Mammalia; Chiroptera; Vespertilionidae. Gene Ontology annotation, cellular component: cytoplasm. Gene Ontology annotation, biological process: negative regulation of Wnt signaling pathway.
GACACUCACCCACUGAGCCACGCCUGCUGAGCCUGGAGAUGGUUCUAAUGGAACCAAUGACACCGUGGGAUGCGUGUGUUUUACUUAAAAAUCUGAGGCUUCGUGGGUGUGCCCAGAUUGUUUCCUCUGCAGUGACACCCCAGGAGGCUGGUAUCUAUGACCUGCCCAUGGGCCACAUGGUCACACACUCCCUGUUCUCCCUGCAGGAGCUUCACAGUGGGGACCCCAAGGAGGGACCUUUCCGGGAGGACCAGUGUCCUCUAGAGGUGGCACUGCCCCCUGAGAAAGCUGAGGGUCGAGAGGGUACCGGACAGCUCUUCAGUACAGAUGAUGUUGAAAGAGCAGCAAACCGCGAAGGUCUGCGAGGCCUGGGCAAGAAGCGCCUGAACAUCGACGCACUCCAGUGCGACGUCUCGGUGGAGGAGGACAACCGCCAGGAGUGGACCUUCACGCUCUACGGCUUCGACAACAGUGGGAAGGCCACCAGGGAGGACAUGUCCAGCCUGAUGCACACCAUCUACGAGGUCGUCGACGCCUCCGUCAACCACUCCUCCGGCAGCAGUAAGACCCUCCGAGUGAAGCUGACCGUCAGCCCCGAGCCCUCCAGCAAAAGGAGGGAGGGUCUCCCCGCCAGCCAGGACCGGGAACCCACUCGCUGCAGGACGGAGGGCGAGGUCCUCGAGGACCCCAGGGUGGCUGACAGGAGGCUGUCUGCUCACAUCAGGAGGCCCAAUGCUGACCCCCACCCCUGCCCCGUGAGGGGACUGUACUGCGUGGAUGAGAACACUGAGCGGAGAAACCACUACCUGGACCUGGCCGGAAUAGAGAACUACACGUCUAAAUUCGGACCUGGGUCCCCGCCAGCACAGGCCAAGCAGGAGCACCAGGGCAAGGCCUCACACCCCCCAAGCAGGUCUCGCUCCCAGGAGUCAGAUGCACACACUGUGCACAACCGCAGGUCCCAGGUGCUGGCUGACCAUGUCCUGCUGGCCGGCGACCCCACUGCCCGGGCCCUGGACGUGCAGCCCCGGCUGAAGGGGCAGGAAAAGCAGUUCCUCAAGUCCCCCAAGGGUGCGGGCAGGCCACCUGGGGUGCCCAGUGGGGGCGUGCCCAUUGGGGGCAUGCCGGGUGGGGGCAAGCCCGGGAGGGCUUUCAGCUACCACCGGGAGGGCCACUCUCCCCUCAGGGCCCCGCUGGGCCAGCCUGCGGUGAUGGAGCACGAGGUGGUGCGGGACCUGCCGCCCAUGCUGGUGGGGGAGGGCUACUCGGUGCCCGUGGUCCAGCGCCACGAGCACCACCACCACCACGAACACGGAGCCCGGCUGCAGGUCUCCCGUGGCAGCUGCGGUGGCACCCGUGGACACUCGUGGAGCGGGCCCUUCGCGCUUCCUCCGCUCGCCUUUCCUCCGUGCUCCUGA